CCUCUUUUUCUCUUUCUAAAUAUUCUUAUCCCCCUUCUUCCCCCAUCCGCCACAUAUUUCGUCACCCGCGUUUCGCUUUUGGAGCUCUCCUAUUCUUGCGUAAGGCUUCGGCUUCAGACUCCGCUCCGUGGUCGCGUGUCUAGUUCAUUCCGUCAUUCCUCAUGAGUCCAGUCAUCCGCUACAACUUCGCCUCCGAUUACUUCACUGUCCACCUUGACUCGUGAGCGGGACGGAGUUUCAGUCCAUCAGACGCCAUGGCGAUAUGGCCAUUUGGUCGGAAGAGCAAGCGGCACACGAUCCAGCUCGAUGCUCCUGCGGUGUCGGAGGUUCCGCCGCAGGACCCUCGCCACAGCUUCGAUGGCAGCAAGCUAGACAGCAAGCCCUCUCGCAAAUCCUCGAAACGUCAGAAGAACCGACACAUUACGCCCACUGAAGAUUUUCCGAGCUCUCUGCACGAUGUCCCUCCAGCUAUGUCCCACAGCGAGCAACCGGCUUCAAUAAGAGGAACCCGGCAACUGUCCUCCCGGCUUGGUCAACAGCAGUCCGAUGGCUACACUUCUCACUCCAACACAAGCUAUGACCAGCCUACCUUAACUCGAUCUGGAUCGCUCCUAAAGUCGAAAAGAAGCGUGAGCGGACCAGCAGUCCUGAAGAAGAAACUUAGCAAGCGUAAGGCAUACGAGAUUGCCAGGGAACGGGAGAUCAGAUUGAUGGCUUCCGCGCCGAUUGACAUUCCUCGUCGCCCAUCCCCGCUCCCUAGUGAGCACUUCUCUGUCGAAACCCGCAAAGGCCUCGGGGCUCCAAGUCGUCGUUCAGACCGCCACUUGUCUGACGUCAGUUUGUCCGUCCGUGACUCAACUGAGUCGUCGUUAUCCGACAUCUUUGAGUUCUACACGUUCAAGGUCAACACUUUCGCAGCUUGGACUCCCCGCCCGAUCAUUCGUUAUGUGGAAGCUCCCAAGCCUUCCACUGCGAAAAGCCAGAAGUCGCCUGAGACAGUGAGCAAGAAAGACAAGGUGCCACCAUUUGCUGCGUCUGACGAAAAUGCUCAUUCGAAUAAGAAGGUAAACGACCUGGCUGAUGCUCUGGACGCUGGUGCUCUUCGGGAGUUGUUGGAAAGAGAUCGCCGGCGCAGGGAGAGGAAGCAGGCCGAGGAUCAAGAGAAAUUGCAACGCAAGUUGCACCAAGCCGCUGACCAACAACGGCAGCACCCGUUGGACCAGGCUGCCGAUCUCCCCACACCGAAGCAUCAGCCUGAAAUGGAAGAGGCAUCUACGACCCAAAGAGGCCGGCCUGGUGCUGGUAGUCGGGCUACACCGGUUUCUUUCGAUGAGGGUGUCACUAGAUCUGGAGACACCAAGACUUCCCUGGGUGGUACCCCCCCGUCAGGGUCAUGGCUGAGAGGAGUCUCCAAAGAUUCUGAGCGACAAGGCUGCGAAACUCCAGAGCGUGCUAAUGUCAUUGGCAAUAUUGACGAUAGCUCUAUCCGUGGACGUAAGGUUGUCCCGCGGCGUAGCUUCGCUCCGUCCACAGAGAUGGGAAUGUCUCGCAGCAGCCUGACUCCCUCUCAUUCACCGUCGAGGCGCGGGGUCUACAGUCCAACUUCUUCGCACCUGUAUGGUCUCGGUCGAGAAUCAACAUCGGAUGUCUCAAGGACAAUCGACUCUGACCGGCGUCUGUCGGACAAUAGCAGUGGUCGUGUGAACACUUUGACCUCAAUCUUUCGCCGUGGGAGCUCACGCCUCAAGAGAAGCUACCGAGAACGUUUCCAUGAAAGGAGCCCUGAGCCGUCGAACCCGUCGCAUGAAUCCUUUUUUAAAGUCCAGACACAGUCCUCGUCCGGUCCGGCGCCGUACGUGCCGCCCAAGGCAUUCCUUGGCACGGGCACGAUCAAGCGCUCCCAAUCGAAAUUCACGGAACAUUUCGGUGACGAACCUCUAUCACCACCUGACUCACGUCUCCAGUCCCCUGAUAUACCAGAAGUGGCUGAUGAGUUUGAGAGGGACGAUGACAACUCUGAUGUUAACAUGGUUACUCAGUACCCUAUUCCAAGCUCUGCCUCCGAUGUCCCGGAUUCUCGCAACAACCAUCACGACUCGUGGGGAGGCGAAAGCUGGGAUGGCAACCCGGAUAACGUUCCACUAUCUCAGUCUCUAGCGUCGAUCGAUUCCGAGGGGUCGUGGAUGUCAGGGCAAUUUCUUCGUCGCAUAUCUCAGAAGAAAACUAGUAACCCCCUUCGGACUAGUCUCAGUUCAUCAAGGAACAAGCUCGAGGAAGGCCACGAGGACUCCCUCAAAGGUGACGAAGUAUCACUCAAUGAACCCUUCGUGAGAUUUGGAGCUGAGCAAGAUGAGCCUUCGCGGGUCGGACAUGGUGCAGGUGCUCAGCGAGAUAGUACCAUGACCGUUGACCAUACACAAGACCCAGCAGAGGAAACAUGGCAUGCUCAAGUUGCGAGGCGUCCUGUGCUGGUGAAUCCGGCAGUCCGUCCCAAGUCAAACGAGGGCCUGCUCAAAACCAUUCUAUCUGCCGAUGAGGAGUUCAGCCCCAUUGAAGAACACUCCGCUGAAUUUGAGUUCGACACAAACGAAGAAUACGAUAUAGGGCGCGCCCUCUGAGUGUGUGAUUUGUAUUGCGUACGAGCGACAUGCGUUCACCCGACCCCUUUGACCAAUGGGUCACAUUUUGACGGCCUUUCCCCCUCUCAUGAGACAAAGAAGCACCUAAUUCGCGUCGCUCCAGUCUCUAUUUAUCUAAUUUCAUGUAAUAAUUCCCUUCUCCCCUGCUGACCCUAGUCACUCCUUUGGUUCUUCUUUCCUUUGUCGCUCCCUUGACUUCUCUUCUGCGAUUCCCUCCUCACAUAUUGAUGGAAUUU
Messenger RNA from Aspergillus japonicus CBS 114.51, 2875 nucleotides. RefSeq lists its product as uncharacterized. Bases 255 to 2618 code for a protein of 787 amino acids. The record is from RefSeq and is a predicted model, not a curated record. The transcript has a single exon. Lineage: Eukaryota; Fungi; Ascomycota; Eurotiomycetes; Eurotiales; Aspergillaceae.